AUGGGUCGGGGGAAGAUACCAAUCAAGAGGAUUGAAAACCAGACCACAAGGCAAGUGACUUUCUCCAAGCGCAGAGCAGGACUUCUGAAGAAGACACAUGAACUUUCAGUGCUUUGUGAUGCCCAGAUUGGCCUCAUCAUCUUCUCCAGCACUGGAAAGAUGUGCCAGUAUUGCACUGAGCCCUUGAGGAUGGAGCAAAUCAUAGAAAGGUACCAGAAGAUCACAGGGACCUGCAUACCUGAGCAUGACACCAGGGAGCAACUAUUUGGUGAGCUUGCAAUGCUCAGAAAAGAAACUCGGCGUCUUCAACUAAACAUGCGUCGCUACACUGGUGAAGACAUGAGCUCCAUUCCAUUUGAGGAAUUGAAUGAACUUGAGCAAGAACUAGAACGAUCGGUUGCCAAGGUCCGAGAUCGCAAGAAUGAGCUCUUGCAACAGCAGCUGGAUAAUCUUCGGAGAAAGGAGCGAAUGCUGGAGGAGGAAAAUGGCAAUAUGUACCGUUGGAUUCAGGAACACCGAGCUGCAUUAGAGUAUCAGCAGGCAACAAUGGAAGGAAAGCCAGUGGAGCACCAGCAACUUCUUGAACAAUUCCCAUUUUGUGGAGAACCCAAUAGUGUCCUUCAGCUUGCAAUCCCUUCUCAAAUGCACUCCUAUCAUCUCCAGCUUGCUCAGCCUAGCCUUCAAGGUUCCAGUCUUUAA
Messenger RNA from Manihot esculenta (cassava), 699 nucleotides. RefSeq names its product protein TRANSPARENT TESTA 16. Bases 1 to 699 code for a protein of 232 amino acids. Gene Ontology annotation, cellular component: nucleus. The transcript is spliced from 6 exons. The record is from RefSeq and is a predicted model, not a curated record. Gene Ontology annotation, biological process: positive regulation of transcription by RNA polymerase II. NCBI's taxonomy places the organism in Eukaryota, Viridiplantae, Streptophyta, Magnoliopsida, Malpighiales, Euphorbiaceae. Gene Ontology annotation, molecular function: DNA-binding transcription factor activity, RNA polymerase II-specific; RNA polymerase II cis-regulatory region sequence-specific DNA binding; protein dimerization activity.